This is a messenger RNA of Kuraishia capsulata CBS 1993, 1155 nucleotides long. RefSeq lists its product as uncharacterized. Gene Ontology annotation, molecular function: mRNA binding. NCBI's taxonomy places the organism in Eukaryota, Fungi, Ascomycota, Pichiomycetes, Pichiales, Pichiaceae. Bases 1 to 1155 code for a protein of 384 amino acids. The transcript has a single exon. Gene Ontology annotation, biological process: protein deubiquitination; ribophagy. The record is from RefSeq and is a predicted model, not a curated record. Gene Ontology annotation, cellular component: ribonucleoprotein complex; Ubp3-Bre5 deubiquitination complex; cytosol.
AUGUCAGUCCCAGAAAAGUCGGGCGCAGACCCAAAUGCGAUCGCAUAUGCAUUUGUUAACCAUUACUACACUCGGAUGAAUGCCAAGGAUCCAAAGUUGUCUAGCAUUUACCAAUUGAAUGCCGUUCUCACACAUUCCGACCCUACCGACUCAUUCAAGGCAGCGGUAUCAGUGAGUGGUAACAAGGGCAUCCAGGAGUAUCUUGCAAAGACGCCGCUUGCUGGAUGCAAGGUGAUGAUUUCCACGGUUGAUGUCCAGCCCUCUUUUCAAGACAGUAUCCUGGUGAUUUGUUACGGCGAACUGGCUCUGGACGAUGAAACAUCGCCUGCUUAUAAGUUUGUCCAGACGUUUGUGUUGGUUUCCUCGAAGCCUGGUGUCUAUGACAUCUUCAACGAUGUGUUGAGGUUCAUCCCUGAUGUUGAUGACGAAGUUGACGUGGAGGAAGUUGGCGACAGCACAGAAGAUAGUAAGGUCUCCAACGAAGUGGAAGAAAAGGAGGAGUCUGCGGUUUUUUCACCCUUGCAAUCGAAGGAGUCUACUCCGGAGACCGGGUUGGAGGAGUCCACCACUCUGGAGCCUCCAAAAGAGCAGCCAAGAGAAGAACCAAAAGAAGAGAAAAAAGAGGAGCCAGUGAGCUGGGCAAGCAAAGCAUCUGCUGGUAUAACCAACUUUGGAGCCCCGGUUGUGGUUGAGUCGCCCAAACGUUUGGCCGCCAAGAGUGCUCCAGCUGCCUCUGCAUCUGCUCCUGCUGCUGUGGAGACCAAAGCAGCUCUCAGACCAGCAUCAGAAGAGUCGAAGAAGCACAAAAAAGCCUUCUUGAACGGCAAAGGGGAGCCUGUAUACCCAAUCUACGUGAGAGGUGUCAAGGACAUCUCUCAGGCAGAUCUGCUCAAAGCCUUGACUUCCAAAUUCGGUAAAGUCGAUUCGUGCCGCAUCGAUAGACUUGUUGCUCUCGUUGAUUUCGUGAGCAUAGAGUCGCAGAAGCAGGCCAUCAAAACCGGGGAGAUCCAAGUUGGCACAUAUACCAUCAGGCUGGAGCCAAGGGCAAAGAGGGAUAAGGUGACUCCAAAAGAGUCUCCCAAGCAGCAGAAGCCGAAGAAGAAGCGCAACCAGACGGUUAAUGAUAAUGAUGGAUUUAAAAAAGUUGGCAAAUGA